Molecule: messenger RNA, 539 nt
Organism: Sceloporus undulatus (fence lizard)
Lineage: Eukaryota; Metazoa; Chordata; Lepidosauria; Squamata; Phrynosomatidae
Gene: C5H12orf73
Product: chromosome 5 C12orf73 homolog
Exons: 3
Coding region: 109-312 (67 amino acids)
Biological process (GO): mitochondrial respiratory chain complex III assembly
Cellular component (GO): mitochondrion
Source: RefSeq, a predicted model, not a curated record
CGUCUUACUCCAAGCUCAAACCCAGUAGGGGCUGGGGCAGGUGAGUCGCUCGGGGGCAGAGAGCAGAGCAGGCGAGUUUGUAUUCUAGCUCCUGACUCCUUUUUCGCCAUGCCUGCAGGAGUACCUUGGCCUCGCUACCUGAAAGCACUGACUGCAAGUAUAUUGGCCAUGUUUGCUGGUGCAGAGGUUGUCCAUAGAUAUUACCGGCCUGAUCUAACAAUACCCGAAGUUCCUCCCAAACCUGGAGAACUCAGAACAGAACUCUUGGGUCUCAAGGAAAGAAACCAGCAGGUUCAGCCUUCACAACAGUGACUGUGCCAAGGGCCAUUGCAUCUCUCCAUAAGCUGCACUUUUAUUUAAAACUGAAUGUGUACAACUGGACAAUGGUUUCUGGCCACAAGUACAGUUAUUUGGUGCCUAUGGGUUUUUUUAAAGAGUUCAGUUAUUGUGACCUUUAUUUGGACUGAGAUCUUCAGAUAAUGUAAUCACUGCAAUGGUUUAAUUAAAUGUGAAUAUAUUUUCUGAUUAUUUUCUCAAAA